Messenger RNA from Seminavis robusta, 1551 nucleotides. Lineage: Eukaryota; Bacillariophyta; Bacillariophyceae; Naviculales; Naviculaceae. The record is from the annotation of a GenBank genome assembly.
AUGAAUACUGUUCUGUCUCGUUCCCAGCGCAAGAGUUUGUACAGAGACUUCGAUUGCCUCUGUUCAUCACUGGCGGUGAAUUGCUGCCAAUUCUCCUGUUGCAUGCCUGAUGUCCCUGCAAUCGAAUUCCCCUGCACCAACUUGGCCAACCAAUGGAUGACGGAACUGAUCCAACUACGCCCCGAAGUGAAACUACGAGAAUUGGUGAUUCCUGGCACUCAUGAUUCGGCAUCGUACUCUCUGAGUGCAUGGACUCUCUUUUCGGCGGCAGGUCGGACCCAAAAUGUGUCCGUCUAUGAGCAGUUACUGCGAGGUGCCCGAUACUUGGACUUGCGUGUGGCUGGAGCCAGCCAAGACAACAAAGAGGACGUGUACAUCUUCCAUGGCUGCUUGCGAUGUGCCAAGUUGGUGGAUGUAUUGAAAGAAGUCAAGGACUUUUUGGAGUUGCAUCCCCAGGAAUUCGUCUUUGUCGAGGUGGUGGCGGAAUACGGACGCUUGUUUACGGACGAGCAAAAGUACUACGCUUUGGAAUUGGUGCGAGAUACCUUUGGAGACCAGAUCUACCAAGGCGCCAGCUAUCAGCAACUCAUGAACAAGUGGACUCUGGCACAGGUAGUGACCGGCCAAAAGAAGAAUCUUUGUGUCAUGGUGCAUCCUCGAAUCUACAAGUUUGAAGUCAACGAAGUGGAGUAUCUGGAAGACAACAUCCAGAGAGAGUUUGGUUUCCCCAACUCGCACAGAUGGAUGCGGAGUCAUUGGCACAACACACGCGACCUCAAUCUCAUCAAGGAUUGGAAUCUAACGGAGGUCAAGAAGUACGGUCCGCAAGAGAAGAAGCUGUUGAACAACCAGGUCGUGAUGACGCCCGGUAUAAGCGGCGCCUUGGAUGUUGCCAAGCUCCUAUUCGGAGGCAACAGUCUCCGACCCGUCAGCUUUGCCGCGGCUCUCUACAAGAGCGAAGUUCUCGAUGUCUUUUUCCGUGACAAUGCCGAUGAACCCUGGAACAUGGUCAUGUUUGACUACAUUGACUUGACGCCUUCUCUCAUUUGCUUCUUGAUCAGUCUGAACUUUCCUUCCGGCUUGAAGAUUAUGAAAGCCGCCGUGACAUUGUCACUCGACCAUGAGAAUGCCACCGACGAGGAGAUCCAAAGGGCCGCUCAAGAAGGUAGUUUUGAUGUCACCAAGACUGUCCGGUCGUUUGUCAAGCGAAAUACCGUCCUGUACCUGACGGAUAUUCAAAAGGAUUUGGAGCUCAAGUCGGACCGAGGAACGUUGACGAUUGCGUACAAGAUGAUUGACAAGAAUGGCGCCGAUCAAUUCUAUGUAUCGACCAUUGACUUUGACCGCGAAACAGAGGUUCUGAUCAGUCCCUUUUGCCGCAACGAAGAACAAACGGUCCAUAACUGCAUCGAGCCACACAAGCAUCCCAACGGUGGCUGCGUGAAAGGAGGAAGGAUCUGCUGCAAGGAAGACGCGACUGCCCGAGGAGCCGAGACUGUCAUUGAGUUUACCACAACGGAGAAAGGCUGCGAGUUUGGAAUUUCUCAUUGA